Molecule: messenger RNA, 1694 nt
Organism: Melanaphis sacchari
Lineage: Eukaryota; Metazoa; Arthropoda; Insecta; Hemiptera; Aphididae
Product: zinc finger protein OZF-like
Exons: 4
Coding region: 141-1670 (509 amino acids)
Biological process (GO): regulation of transcription by RNA polymerase II
Molecular function (GO): RNA polymerase II cis-regulatory region sequence-specific DNA binding; DNA-binding transcription factor activity
Source: RefSeq, a predicted model, not a curated record
UUCAAGAUUUUUCGUUUUAAAUAUUAGUUUAUUGUUUUUAUUUUUUUUUUAAUUCCUUGGACAGUAACUCGAUCGUCUUUAUAAAUAAAAUUGUUCAUCGAUUUAUGUAAACUGUCGCUGUUCCGUCCACGUCAUCGAGGAUGAUGGACAGAGACGAUGACAAAUAUUUGUCAACUAUAUCUUACGAAAAAAAGAUAUUAGCCAAGGAAAAUAUAGAAUUGAUAUCAGGAAAAGAUGUCAAAGAUUUUUUGGACAAAAAUCUUAUUUUUCGUAAUAUUUUUAAAUGUCUACGCUGUGAAUUAACUUUUGAGAAUGAACACCAAGCACAUAAUUGUAUAGCAUUACCUUUAAACAUUAAUAAACAAAAGAAAUUAAAACGAGUGUUCAAAUGUUCACUAUGUAAUAAACACUAUCUCUUCCCAUCGUUAGCUAUGCUUCAUUUGAAACGCCAUCAAAAAUGUUUGGAAAGUAAAAUAGAAAACAUAUGUAAUAUGUGCAACGCUAAAUUUGAAUCUGCAAAAGAAUUAAAAGACCAUUUUGAGGCUAAACACAAUAUCAUUCAAUUUCAAUGUAAUAUUUGUGAUAAAUUAUUCAAACAAGCCAGGAACUUACAUUAUCAUAUGAUGAGUCAUUCAGGAGACAAACCAUACCAGUGUGAGUUGUGUGGACAUAAAUUUACUAGGGCCGAUCAUUUGAUCAGACAUCGAAGAGACAAUUGUGAUCAAAUGGAAUUUGAAUGUGACUUAUGUGGAAAAAUUUAUAAUACUAAAAGAGGUAUAAGAACGCAUUUGAAAGUACACUAUGACAGCCCAAAGCCUGGUACUAUAUGGGCGUUAUAUACAGAAUCAGGAGAAAAAUAUUAUGAAUGCACACUAUGUAGUAAAACAUUUACUCAAUUUUCUAGAUUCAAGGAACACAUACGAACUCAUACUGGUGAGAAACCUUUUGAGUGUCAAAUUUGUAAUAAAAAGUUUACUUGCCAUUAUAAACUUAAAAUGCAUGGUGAUGUGCAUACAAAUGUUAGACCCUUCAAAUGCAAUUAUUGCGAACUUAGUUUUAAAAAUAGAAGGUACCUUAAUAAACAUAUGCGCAAACAUGAUGGAACUAAGAAAUACCAAUGUAAAAUUUGCAAUAAAGAAUUUCAAUGGUACAAUAGUCUGAAAUAUCAUAUAGUCUCACACUCUGGUGAUAAACCAUAUGUGUGUAUUGAAUGCAACAAGUCUUAUUCACAUCUAAGUACCUUAGUAGCUCACCAACGAACCCAUGGUGGGGAAAAACAUUAUGAAUGCCAUAUUUGCAAUAAAAAAUUUAGUCAUUCUAAUACAUUAAAAAAUCACAUUAUCACUCAUAGUGAAGAUAAACCAUUCAAGUGUCAUCUGUGUCCAGCUCAGGUUGCUACAUGUGCAUCAUUAAAAUCUCAUUUGAAUACGCAUGGUGGAGAUUUUCAAUGUAGUUUCUGUGGCAGUACUUUUUUUCAAUUAUCCAAUCUUAGAUGUCAUGAGCGUAAGAUACAUGGCAAAACAGAUUUCUAUGACUGUGGAGAAUGUGAAGAAAAAUUUAGUUCAAAAUUGCAAAUUAAAGAACAUUUAAAACAUGAACAUAACAUUCAAUUCACAAAAACUGUUACUGUAUAUGAUGUGGAUUUUAUACAAGGUCUCUAUAAUGACUGAUCAAAUUGUAUCAAUUUAAUAAUU